AUGAUGAAAUCACAGAGGUUAGGGGGAAGACAUGUUUAUGCUCGCUGUUUCCCACCAGGUUGGAGGCGACAGGUGCAGAGCCCCAGGACGGGGGCCUCCCCAGUGGUCCUCCAUGAGACUGAUGUGAACCGGUGUCUGACAGUAAUAUCAGGAGUUACCAGCACAUAUAGUGACAGGAAAGGUGAUGGGGAAAAAGAACAAAUUCUGAAAAUAAAUACUGAGUCUGCUUUCUCCCCAGAUGCAGAGCAGUGUGUCCAGUGUCCAGCUCAAGAGUAUCCAAACAGUGAGAGGAAUCGCUGCCUCCCAAAAGUUUUGACCUUCCUGGCCUUCAAGGAUUUCUUGGGGAUGUCACUGGCCUGUAUGGCUCUGUGCUUUGGUGUCAUCACAGCUGAGGAUUCGUGGAUCUUUGUGACGCACCGAGACACCCCCAUAGUCAAGGCCAAUAACGGGGCUCUCAGGGAUGUCCUGCUCAUCUCCCUCCUCCUGUGCCUCUCCUGCUCCUUACUCUUCAUUGGCUGUCCCAACACAGCCACCUGCAUCCUCCAACAAAUCACCUUUAGAGCUGUGUUCGCUGUAGCUGUUGCUACUGUUCUGGCCAAAACCUUGACUGUAAUUCUGGUAUUCAAGGCCAGGACACCAGGAAGAACCAUGGGGCGACUGCAGGUAACAGGAGCCUCUAACUAUGUCAUUCCCAUGUGCUCCCUGAUCCGAGUGAUUAUCUGUGGAGUCUGGCUGGGAACCUCUCCUCCGUUCCUUGAGAUGGACACUCAUUCUGACCCCAAAGAGCUCACUAUCAUGUGCAACAAGGGCUCAGUCACUGCCUUCUACUGUGUCCUGGGAUACCCGGGCUCCUUAGCCCUGGGGACUUUAUCCUUGGCUUUUCUGGCCGGGAACCUGCCUGACACCUUCAAUGAAGCCAAGUUCCUGACUUUCACCAUGCUGGUGUUCUGCAGGAUCUGGGUCACCUUUCUCCCAGUCUACCACAAGCACCAAGGGCAAGGUCAUGGUGGCUGUGGAGAUCUUCUCCAUCUUGGCCUCCAGUGCUGGGCUUCUAAGCUGUAUCUUUGUCCUAAAGUGCUACAUUAUUCUUAG
Messenger RNA from Rangifer tarandus platyrhynchus (Svalbard reindeer), 1092 nucleotides. The record is from the annotation of a GenBank genome assembly. Lineage: Eukaryota; Metazoa; Chordata; Mammalia; Artiodactyla; Cervidae.